AACAACUUUUAGAUAAAAGUACUACUUUACUCUACUGCUAACAGUGCUUCCUUUGGAGCUAUUGUAGAUCCAGAGCUCAGUUGUCGGUGGCUCUAAACAGUCCACUAUCAACUCUGUGUUUGAAAGUUGAAACUAAAACUACAUCUUGCAAACAAACACUCCCAUAUGGCUACUCUCUCUGCUUCAAUACUUCCACUCUUGUUCAUUGCGAGAAUAUCAGGGCUUUUUGUUGCAAGUUUGGUCAUUUUAUGGGCUCUUGCUUUUAAGUCUAGUUUCCUUCCUCACUCUUCCUCUCAGGAAGACCUCGUCUAUGCGGUUCUUCAUCCUUUGUUGAUGGUGAUCGGUUUCAUUAUCAUCAGUGGAGAAGCAAUUCUGGUGCACAGAUGGUUGCCUGGCUCUAGGAGUUUUAAGAAAUCAGUGCAUUUAUGUCUUCAAGGAGUCGCUUUGGCUUGUGGGAUUUUUGGGAUUUGGACAAAGUUCCAUGGUCAAGAUGGAGUUGUGGCUAAUUUCUUCAGUCUUCAUUCUUGGAUGGGUUUGAUUUGUGUUACCUUGUUUGGAGCUCAGUGGAUAGUGGGCUUCUUGAGCUUUUGGCAUCGAGGGGAGCUGCGGGCGGCAAGAAUUAGGGUAUUGCCAUGGCACAUUUUCCUUGGUCUCUACACAUAUGGGUUGGCUGUGGCAACUGCAGAAACAGGUCUUAUAGAGAAACUGACAUUUCUACAAAGCAGGAGAAUUAUAUCGAAACGAUGUCCAGAAUCCAUGGUUGUUAAUAGUUUAGGACUGGGGUUAGCCUUGCUUGGUGGAAUUGUAAUAUUCGUGGCUAUUUCACCCAAGUUCCAUGCUCACCAAACUAAACUCAAGUACUCAAAUUCCAGUGCUGUUCUUGUUGAUGAAAGAAAAGAAAUCGAUAGAUCAAGAUAAUAAGAUUCAAUUUUAGAAGAUGUAUUGAUGUAAGUAUGUUUUCUGUGCUAUGUGUUAAAUUUGUUCAUUUGUUUCUGGUUAGCUGAGUUGAUAUGUAGUUUGAAUGUUUUGGCAACAUGGUGGCCAAAAGGGGAAUGGGAAACAAAAUGAAAUGAUGAUGGCUUGAUAUGGCUUUGAGA
This is a messenger RNA of Mangifera indica (mango), 1097 nucleotides long. RefSeq names its product probable transmembrane ascorbate ferrireductase 4. Gene Ontology annotation, molecular function: oxidoreductase activity. NCBI's taxonomy places the organism in Eukaryota, Viridiplantae, Streptophyta, Magnoliopsida, Sapindales, Anacardiaceae. The record is from RefSeq and is a predicted model, not a curated record. The coding region runs from base 166 to 918 and encodes 250 amino acids. The transcript is spliced from 4 exons.